GAGGGGGGCGGCACUGCAGUGCUGCUGGGGGGCGGGCGGCGGAGCGCCGAGCAGAGGCCGAUGAAGACGCAACACGUGCCCGGGAGCUCCGCUGAGCUGCGACGCGCGGAGACAGAAGCCAAAGACCCACCGGCUGGCGCGCUAACCGGCGGCGCUGCCUGAGAGAGCGGCGGCGGCGGAGUCUACAAGCCGGCAGCGGGCAGCCAUUCCUCCUGCCUCCCGGACGCGGCUUGGCUGCUUGCGAGGUGAGCACCCCCUAGACGGCAGCCGAAGAUGGCCGAGAAGCUGGCGCCCCCGGGGGAGCUGUUCCUGCGCAAGGGCCGCGAGUCGGUCUCCUCCCUAGACCUGGACAGGCUGACCCCGGGCGGCGAGGCGGUUGGGGACGAGUCCUCAGACAGCGAAGGCGAGCAGGAGGGCGGCUCCCACCGGCUCAUCCGGAAAGUCUCUACUUCUGGCCAGAUGAGGACCAAGAAGAGCGUGAAGGAAGGGCUCCUCUUGAAGCAGACCAGCUCCUUCCAGAGGUGGAAAAGGAGGUACUUCAAGCUGCGAGGGCGGACGCUCUAUUACGCCAAGGACUCCAAGUCCCUGAUCUUUGAUGAAGUGGACCUCUCGGACGCCAGCGUAGCCGAAACCAGCACUAAGAAUAUUAACAACAGCUUUACGGUGAUCACACCAUUCCGAAAGCUCAUUCUGUGCGCAGAAAACCGGAAGGAGAUGGAAGACUGGAUUGGUGCCCUGAAAUCUGUCCAGAAAUGGGAAGUCAAUGAGGCCUCCCAGUUCAACAUGGAGCACUUCUCCGGCAUGCACAACUGGUACGCCUGCUCCCAUGCCAGGCCCACGUUCUGCAACGUCUGCCGGGAGGCGCUGUCUGGGGUCACUUCCCAUGGCCUCUCCUGCGAAGUCUGCAAAUUCAAAGCCCACAAGCGCUGUGCCGUGAGGGCCACCAACAGCUGCAAGUGGACCACGCUGGCCUCCAUCGGAAACGAGAUCCUCGAGGACGAAGACGGGGUGGCCAUGCCCCAUCAGUGGCUGGAGGGGAACUUGCCCGUCAGUGCCCGAUGCGCCGUCUGCGACAAGACCUGUGGGAGUGUGCGGAGACUGCAGGACUGGCGCUGCCUCUGGUGCAAGGCCAUCGUCCACAGUGCCUGCAAAGAGCAGCUGGGCAAGAAGUGUCCCCUGGGCCAGUACAAGGUCUCCAUCAUCCCCCCCACCGCCCUCAAUAGCAUCGACUCUGAUGGCUUCUGGAAGGCCACCUGCCCCUCUUCCUGCUCCAGCCCGCUGCUGGCCUUCAUCAACUCCAAGAGUGGGGACAACCAGGGCGUCAAGUUCCUGCGCAAGUUCAAGCAGUUCCUCAACCCUGCGCAAGUCUUUGACCUGAUGAAUGGGGGGCCACACCUCGGGCUGCGGCUCUUUCAGAAGUUCUCCACCUUUCGGAUCCUGGUGUGCGGGGGUGACGGCAGCGUGGGCUGGGUGCUGUCUGAAAUUGACUCGCUGGGAUUGCACAAGCAGUGCCAGCUUGGCGUCCUGCCCCUGGGCACUGGCAAUGACCUGGCCCGAGUGCUGGGCUGGGGCAGCCUCUGUGAUGACGACACGCAGCUGCUGCAGGUGCUGGAGAAGCUGGAGAGAGCCACCACCAAGAUGCUGGACAGGUGGAGUGUUCUGACCUACGAGGCCCCCAAGCGGUCUCCCCCGGCCAUCAAAGAAGAGGAGAACGAGGACCCAAACAUCCAGGUGCAGAUCUCCCACUAUGCUGACUCGGUAGCCUUCCACCUGGCGAAGAUCCUCGAGUCUGACAAACACUCCGUGGUGAUUUCUUCAGCCAAGUUCCUGUGUGGGACGGUGAAUGAUUUCGUGGCCGACGUCGGCAAGGCGUACCAGAGGGCGGCCGACAACAAGCAGGAGGCGGACACCAUGGCUCGGAAGUGUGCCAUGCUGAACGAGAAGCUGGACUCCCUGGUCCGUGAGCUGAACGAAGAGUCGCAGGCCAUCGUGGUCCCCGAAGGCAGCUCUCCCGCGGCCCUGCCCAGCCCCGAAGACCCAGAGGAGAGCAAGGAGGCCCCCUUCCACCCCAGCCCCGUGCCCAGGAUCUUCAAGUCCAAGGAGCAGCUCAUGUUGAGGGCCAACAGUCUGAAGAAGGCCCUCCGGCAGAUCAUCGAGCAGGCCGAGAAAGCUGUGGAUGAGCAGAACAAGCAGACGCAGGCCUACCGCAGCCUCUCCGUUGCCGGCAAAAAGGACAGUGGCGAGGACUUGGCCAAAGAGACAGAGACGCUGAAAUCCCGACGGGACACUGUCAUCUCCACCACUUCGUCCAUCAUCCUGGACAGACCUGACAGCUUCAGCACUGUCCACUUUGCAGAGGAUCCUGGAGCCAUACAAUUCUCCGAAAGAUGCGUCAUGAAUAAUUAUUUCGGCAUUGGCUUAGAUGCGAAGAUCUCUCUGGAAUUCAACAACAAACGGGAUGAGCAUCCCAAAAAGUGCAGCAGCCGCACCAAGAACAUGAUGUGGUAUGGCGUCCUGGGGACGAAGGAGUUACUCCAGAGGACCUACAAGAACUUGGAGCAGCGUGUUCAGCUGGAGUGUGACGGAGUGCCCAUCUCCCUGCCCAGCUUGCAGGGCAUCGCCGUGCUCAACAUCCCCAGCUAUGCAGGUGGCAUCAACUUCUGGGGAGGCACCAAGGAGGAUAACAACUUUGGGGCUCCUUCCUUUGACGACAAGAAGCUGGAGGUGGUGGCUGUCUUUGGCAGCAUCCAGAUGGCCGUGUCGCGGGUCAUCAAACUGCAGCAUCACCGCAUUGCCCAGUGCCGGAUGGUGAAGAUCACGAUUCGGGGAGACGAGGGAGUCCCAGUGCAGGUGGACGGGGAAGCCUGGAUCCAGCCUCCCGGCAUGAUCAAAAUCCAGCAUAAGAACCGUGCUCAGAUGCUGACCAGAGACAGGGCCUUUGAGAGCACCCUCAAGUCGUGGGAGGACAAGCAGAAGGGGGAGAGCUACCGGGCCACAUCCCGCCCCCGCCUCAGCUCCCAGCAGUCCAUGGAGUACCUGACAGAUGAGGAGUACGGCCAGAUGCAGCAGCUGGCUCAGGCCACAGAAACCCUCAUCAGCAGGAUCCGUGAGGCUGCCAAGACCCGCAGAGCCAUAGAGCAGGAGCUGGCCCAUGCUGUGAAUGGCAGUUCCCUGGCCCUGAGCGAGGCCCUGCCCAGCAGGAGCAGCAGCCCUGAGUUUCUGAGCAGAAGCACGGCUGUGGAAGUGUCAGUGAGCGUGAAGGCCCUCUACACAGAAACCCGGGCUUUCUUGGAAGGGAAACUGCAGUUGGACUCCCCCCAGCAAGAGGAAGUUCUCCGGCAUACCCUGAAUGCCGUCAGCCAAGAACUGCAGAAACUUGCCGAUAUCCACUGGAUGGCGCCCAUCAUCAACUCUGCUGAGGAGGGCAUCCACCAGGAGAUCUCUGGGAGUGGCAGCAAGGGCAGCCUGAAGCUGCGGAUCAACCUGGCGAAGCCCAAGAAGGAGAAGGAGAAGGAGAAACUCCAGAAACAGAAAUCCAGCGGCCUCACAGCAGUGGACAACUGGGGCCCUGAGGAGGUGGCCGCCUGGCUGGAGGCGCUUGAUUUAGGGGAGUACAGAGAGAUUUUUGCACGCCACGACAUCCAGGGCUCCGAGCUGAUCCUGCUGGAGAGAAGAGACUUGAAGGAUCUUGGGAUAUCAAAAGUGGGCCAUGUGAAGAGGAUUCUCCAGGGAAUUAAGGACACCACAAACCAGCUCCAGAGAAGUUCCUUUUGACCAAGAGGGAAAUAGAGCUGCGCCCUGGAAGCUCUUCGCCUCAGCUGCUGCUUUCCUGGACCAUCAGCAGUCUUGGGCUGUGCAACUUGUUCUGUCUGAUUCGACUGCAAAGUGUGGCCUUGAGCCAGAGCGCCUGGGAUCCUCGCGCAAGGACCAUUCCCCUCCCCUUCCCCUGCCUGCAUCUCAUGCAAAGAGUUUACAUUUCCAUGUUUGCCAAAGAUUGUGGCUUGGCUGGUUUUUGGUCUCCCCUCCCCUCUCUCUCUCCUGCCCACCCCAAAACCUCCCCUUCUGUCUCCCUGUGGCCGUUCUUGUGGUUUUGGCCCAUGUGCUUCAAUGGCUUUGCUCAAAGCAGUUUAUCUCCAUUCAUCCCCUUGAGGCCUGGGAGGGCCCAGCAGUGGAAUCUGCUGUGCCCCCCUCUCGUGGCUCCUGUGAUGCGGUUGUCUUCUGGGCCUGGCUCCGCUGCAGGCCAAGGGGCUAUUACCAAGAGGGAGAGGACGUUGACUAGUGGAACUGGGUGGGAGUAGUUCAGCAGGGAGGAGCGGAAGUUCGUAGAAACCUUUAGCCCACAGCCAAGCUCAGAUUCUCAGCUUGUUGAUUAAUCGACAAGCCUGAAAGUCUGUAGUCUGACCAGCCCCCGUGUAAGGUGUAAGAAAGAAACUUGGAGAGACUCCUGUGGCUUUAACAGCUGCAUGUUAGGCCAAAAUGCCAAUUUCCCUAGUAUCGCAUUUCUGCCUAUCAAACAGUUGUUUGAAGGUACAAUAAUUUGGGAGGGGUGCAUUACUGGGAGAAAAUGGGAGCUGAUGGCAGCCCCCUCUUUCUCCUCUGGAGCUGGCUUCAGUUUUUAUCCCUCACCAUGAUAGGUAUAGCCUCGGCCCAGGAGUGGCUUGUCCCAAAGAGGCACAGCUGCCUCUGCUUCCUGGAGCUGUUUGCUCCUCUCUCCCAUCCUGCUCCAGUAUUAAUGAGUGAUUUGCUGCCUGCAGGCCAGCUUGCAGGUUAAUGCUGGAGUGGGAGAGAGAGAGGAGCAAAUGGCUCCAGCAAGCAGAAGUGGCGGUGCCUCCUUCGGCGGCACCCCCCACCCCACCCCAUUCUGCCCCUCUUUUGUGUCUAUUGCUUUGGCUGGGCACAAAGUGGGUGAGCAGCAAGGUCUCUUGCACUUUAUUUUGUAUGUAGAAGAGUGUUCAGAUCGGGUUAGCCACAAGUGGUGGCAGAGAGGUGCGUACACUGGUUUAGCCACAGAGGUUUGGAUUAUCGGAAAGAGGUAAAGGGUCACUUUCUAUUAGGCCAAUUUUGAACCAGUAUAAACAUAUGCACACUUUAGAAAUCCACCCUUCCCUCGGCCAAGUGUCCGGUGACUCGGCUGUCUAGCUCUUCAUUAAGUAGUGAAUUUAAUUACAGGAAGCUGAGCUCCUGUGAGGCCCUCUGGGUUCCUCUUAAGCGGAGCGACAGCAAAGUACACACCUUUCAUGGCAGGGUUCUCAACCUUGAGCCCCAGCUCAUGUUGAAUUACGACUCCCACCAGCCGUGGCCACAGACUGGGGGUGAUGGGAGUUGUAGUCCAACGUCUAGGGAUCCAGGCUUGAAAACCCCAACUUUAAAGGGUGGGUCUCUGUCCUCUCCCAGAAAGCACUACCCUGGCCCCAAAGUGGUUUAUCCCGCCCCCCUCUGCUUGUGCUAAAUGGCCCCCUGCCUUCAGCCCUGUCCUGGGAAAAUGGGCGGGGAAGGGGGAGCCUUUUGCGCUGUGCAAGAACCCACUAGCCGCUCCUGCCGAAGGCUUGGGAGACACCCUCUGCACGAGGCAACCCAGCCCUUUCCCUCCUCUUAGCGUUGAGCUUACUGAGAAUGUAAAUAGUUUGGAGAGUAAGAGAAGCUAUUUAAAGAUUUAAUAUAUAAAUAUAUGUAUAAAUAUAAAGCUUAAUUUAUUUUUCACCUGUGUUGCGCAAUUGCACUUUGAAAUCCACCCACGUGGGCAACCUGCCCACCCCCACCCCACCCCCCAGCUGCCUUGCCCGGCCUGGCUCCGGGCUGCAGGGAAGAGCGCGGCCACCGUGGGAUUCCCCGUAGCAGGCCUGGGUUGAGCCUCCAGCCCCUCCUGGCUUGCCUUUCCCUCCAGCUGUUGUUGCUUGCCUGCCCCCCCAAGCUUGAUGUAUGGGGAACCAUCGCCUGCGUCACCACCCAGUCACGGCUGCACGAGAGGGGCUCAGGACCACGGCGUGACCAGCGCAGCCAUUUGGGGGUGCGGAAAAGGAGGCGGAUGCCAGCGCCUGGACUGCUGCUGCUGCAGCAACCGCAGCUUGUCCCCAGUGGCCCUGCAACCCCUGCCUGUCUCGGACAUCCCCACGCCUGCUUGCUGGUCCUUGUGGGCCUGGCCCCACCACCAGCUGCAAAAAACGCCCGGAGGAGCCUGUCCUGGAAGAGAGGAGACGCUCCCAUCGGGAAGCAAGACGCGUCCUUUGUGCCUGUGCGGGGCCAGCCCCCUCCCAGCUUGCGUUUGAAGCCCGAGAGCGAGACGGGGGGAAGAGGCAGGGGCCGGAAGUGGGCAUUGGCCUCUGUGCUUUGCCAGCGUCGCAUCCCCAAAGACCCGGCGCCUGUCGCAGCGGAAUCCGCUGAUUGAAACCGUCAUGGACUGGAAGCCGGCCAGUCGGAGCCAAGACGCCCUUGGGGCAGAGGGGACGAUGGGGUCACCCUUGCUGUAUCGUCCAUGCUGUUUGGGAGGUGGGCGCCCUAAUUGUCUCCAUGUGCUCGUGAGUGAUUUCUAUUGUGAAUAUGAGUACAAGGGAAACCUCUGGGAGUGGGGAAAGGGUGAAUGUGGGUACAGACAGCUCCUUUUCUCACGAUCCUGUGAGAGGGCUUGAGGGCAGGUUGCAGAAGCUUGCCGCAGAUGAUCCUGCGGCCACCGCGGCCCACAGAUCACACCUCCAGAUGUUCGGCGCGGGGGCCAGGAGGUGUCAUCCCAGCCCCUGGAAAUCCCACAAGGCGCUGCGUGAGUGUGUGGUGCUUUGUGGGGGAUCCCCCUGGUGCAAAUGGACCCCGGAGCUGUUUAGGGCACAAGUGCACCCUUAACCUCAGCUCACGAGGGUUUGCCACUGGCCGUUCUUACACACAGCCUAACCCAGGUUAGACUGCGCCUGAGAACAGCGUCCUGGUCUUGCCUGGCCUCCAUACAAGGGACUGCUGGCCUCCCCGGCUCAUGAAAGAGCCCCUCCCCGCAAGGCGGCCAGGACCUUCCCCUGGUUCAGCUCAUGCUCUGCCCCAGAGGACAAUCCAGUCGCAGCGCUGGUGCCUGGGGAUGGAGUGCCCCUAAAAUCCUGCCCCGUGUUUGCUUCAGCUAUCCCAAGCAGUCCUCUCCUUUAUGGGAAGGAGGCACAGAAGCAUGCUGCUAGCCCUCAUGAAGGUGAAGAGCCACUGGUAACCUCCAGGGCCAUUCCUCGGAGGGCAGCUUCUACUGCCUCUCCCUGGGUCCCUCCACUCUGUCUUAACUGCUUUGACUCUCCAGGAGCCCAACGAGACCCAGCUUGAUGAGGGCAAGCAAGGACGAGGCACUGAGGUCCUAAUCAAUGCACUGAGCGGCAGAUGCAAGACGUAGGGCAGGAGCCCAGGGGCCUACAACUUCCCUUUUAAGAGCUCUGGGGGCUGGGCUGGUUUCUGAUUCCAUAUUCAGCUUCCAUAUUCGGGCCCCAUGUUUAGCCUAGCCGGGACCCUGAGGCAGACAGAGUUUCAGGGACCCUCUUGCAGCCGAGGAAGGCACAGCUGCCCUCUCUGUGCCCACCUCCAGAGCUGCAAGGCAGGAAGGCCCCCCUCUUGCUGCCUCUCCCUGGAUGGCCACGAGUCAGAAGCCCAGGAAACCGCCUGUGGGGCAAGAGCGGGGGUGGGGGGGGGGGAAGAUGGUACUCCUACCAGUACAGAAGAGGUGGGGGUGGGAGAGUGAGGGAAGGAGACGGAGAGCCAUUGAACUGACAGGGUGGGUAGUUGUGACCCUGGAAGUCAUGGAGGGAUGCCAGCUUCUCCCCCGGAAACUCUGCCAGAAGAAACAUGUGUUUUUAAAAUCCAGAAAUCAGACAUGGUUACAAAAUAAAACCUCCAAGUGGAUUUGAUUUUUGUGA
This is a messenger RNA of Hemicordylus capensis (graceful crag lizard), 7874 nucleotides long. RefSeq names its product diacylglycerol kinase delta-like. NCBI's taxonomy places the organism in Eukaryota, Metazoa, Chordata, Lepidosauria, Squamata, Cordylidae. Bases 274 to 3774 code for a protein of 1166 amino acids. The record is from RefSeq and is a predicted model, not a curated record. Gene Ontology annotation, molecular function: ATP-dependent diacylglycerol kinase activity; protein binding. Gene Ontology annotation, biological process: intracellular signal transduction; lipid phosphorylation; diacylglycerol metabolic process. The transcript is spliced from 30 exons.